UUCUUCUCCUUCGCAUUAUUUGAGAGUUGGCUGGACCUAUACCGGCGAUCGCAGUGCGGUGCAUUUUUCUUAUUGACGGCCGUUGAAUUUUCGCUUCUAAUCAAACCUUUUAUUCGACUUUAUUGAUUUUGCAAUUGUUAUUGAUAUUAUUCGGAUCGGAGACCUGAAGGCAGAGAAGUCAUCAUGUUUGGAAAGACACGUCUCCCGGUGUACGCACCGUCGGCGGACCAGCUGGUACGCCGUCAAUAUGUCGAGGAGAAUGGUCGUUAUGUCUGGUUCUGGUAUACUCGGACAGGCGUUAUCGUCAAGUGGUCUCUAUUUCUCGGUAUCACCAUCCUACUAGCGCUGUACCUCAUCCUCGGACGCAUGCACGCCAAGAAGCGCGUGAAUAGAGGAAUGAAGCCGAUGGCGUACCACGGCUGGCUACUCUCCCGCCAAGAAAGAGCCGGCGUCGACCCACGCUACGCAUGGCCCCAAUCUUCAUAUACCAACUACCCGGCGCCGGGUUACGGACCGCCUCCGGGUGGUGCAUACGGCAUGCACGCGAUGCCCCCUCCAGUCUACGACCCGAACAACCGCCCACCAAUGUACGAGGGAGGCCCGCCGCCGUUCGGAGGCACCAAGGUCGAUCCUAUGCAGACCGGCGUCACUGCACCUACCGGGGGCGACUAUGCGCCACCUCCCGGACCACCUCCGGCUGCGCAACGAUAGAUGAUGAUCGGGCGACGACGGAGGUGCGGAUGGGAAUGAGGAUAGGAAAAGGGUGGGGUUGGCGUGUACGAUGAAUGGACGACCUAUGGAUGUGUUACACUAGAAGCCUAUUAAGCUGCUAAGUAAGCCUGUAGUACAGGACAGAGCAAGCAGGCUGGGCAAAAAAAACAUGGAUGAGCUGUUGUGCUGUACGAUUCAGGGCCAGAAUG
Annulohypoxylon maeteangense is the source of this 920-nucleotide messenger RNA. RefSeq lists its product as uncharacterized. NCBI's taxonomy places the organism in Eukaryota, Fungi, Ascomycota, Sordariomycetes, Xylariales, Hypoxylaceae. The transcript is spliced from 3 exons. The record is from RefSeq and is a predicted model, not a curated record. The coding region runs from base 184 to 711 and encodes 175 amino acids.